AUGGACUUUGAUUCAAAUUCAUCUAGUUCAUCAAGUUCAGGAGUUUUUGAAUAUAUGGUGAACGAUUAUGCCGAGUGGAACGAAUCAAUUACUCAACGACAAAGAAGGGAGUAUGUACUAAGAGACCUUGAAGAUGUUGACUCAAGGUUAUACAACUACUACUUUAGUCCAAAACCACUUUACAAUGGCGCUAUGUUUCAUCGCAGAUUUCGCAUACAUAAACAUGUUUUCCAGCGCAUUGUUACAAAACUAAGUGAAAAUGACGUAUGCUUUCAACAAAGGCAUGACUCUACCGGAAGACUCGGCGCAUCUGCAUUAACAAAAUGCACUGCAGCUAUGAGGAUGUUAGCUUAUGGCUUGGCAGCUGAUGCAGUUGACGAAUACCUCAAAAUUGCAGCAAGUAUAGCUAGAGAAUGUCUUGGACACUUUGUUGAAGGGGUUAUCUCAAAUUUUGGACAGGAAUAUUUGAGGAGGGAGACAUCCAAAGAUGUAGAACGACUUCUUUGUGAAAGUAAUGCUCGUGGAUUUCCUGGUAUGUUAGGGAGUAUUGAUUGUAUGCAUUGGGAGUGGAAAAAUUGUCCACGUGCUUGGAAAGGAAUGUACCAAGGAAGAAGUAAAACAGCAACCAUCAUUUUAAAAGCAGUUGCGUCACAAGACUUGUAG
Molecule: messenger RNA, 663 nt
Organism: Chenopodium quinoa (quinoa)
Lineage: Eukaryota; Viridiplantae; Streptophyta; Magnoliopsida; Caryophyllales; Amaranthaceae
Exons: 2
Coding region: 1-663 (220 amino acids)
Source: RefSeq, a predicted model, not a curated record